Molecule: messenger RNA, 1098 nt
Organism: Rotaria sp. Silwood2
Lineage: Eukaryota; Metazoa; Rotifera; Eurotatoria; Philodinida; Philodinidae
Source: the annotation of a GenBank genome assembly
AUGGAACAUAAUUAUGAUGAAUCACCAAUAUGUCAGCAAGUACGUGAUAUUAAUGUUUAUUGUCCACAACUACAUACAAUAAAAUCAACAUCAAUUAAUGCAUCGAAAUCAAUUACUGAAGAAGCAAAACGUUUUGCUCAAUCCCGUUAUCCAUAUCCUCCUUUUAUAUUAUUAUUUAAAUCUUCAAAAAUUAAUGAUAAGAUGAUCAUCAACGAAUUGAUAAAUCAUUGCAAAGAAAAUUAUUCAUUUGAUCUUGAUCUUGCCGGUUUUCGUAUAUCAUCAAAUCGAUGCAACGCCAACGAAUGUAAUUUAUUAAUAUUUGUGAAAAACAGUUUAUCAUUUUCUUUUCUUUUAACUGAUAUAAAAUGGCCGGAAGCUUUUGGUGGUGUAGCAUUCAAAAUUGAACGUCAACCAGUCAUUCCUCCACAGCUCUUAGUCAUUAUCUCAAAUGUUAGUUAUAGAACAAACAUGUUAGAAUUUGAAAAGGACUUGAAAACAAGUUAUGACAAUAUUGUUAAAGUGGUUCGAUUAAAAAACAAAAAUCAAUCUGAUACAAAAUUUGUUAAAUUAGAAUUUAAUUCGUCCAAAGUACGAGAUGAAAUUUUAGCUAAAGGUUAUAUGAUGAUCAAUUAUUUGAAACAACUUGAUUCAACAACAGAAUUUCCACCAUUACCGCCACCACAAAUAAGAAAACAGUCAAUCGAUGAACAUUAUAUGCCAUUAAAUGCUCAAAAUGGAAUUAUGAUAAAAUUAGAUCGAAUACUCAACUCAAUCAACCACUUCGAACACGUAAUUGGUAAUUUAACAAAACGUACUGAAGCAAUUGAAGAAUGGAUGGACAACAAGAAGAAGUAUGACUUAGAAAAAGAAAAUGAAAUUAAAGCACUACAACGUGGUAAUGUACGUGUUGAAGGUGAACUUCGUCAUCAAAUGCAAGUCAUCAAGAAAAUAUUUCUCCCAGUAUUGGACGACAUCCUCUUGGUAUUAACUGAACUUAAUAUUAAAGAUGGUAGGACUCUAAAUGCGGAUUUUAAUUCUAAAAGUGGUUUGUGGAAAAACGAGAUUAAAGCAUAUUUAGACAAAAGACUCAAACUGUAA